UGGCUGGCCCGAGGCGGGCCGGGGUGUGCGGGUAGAGAUAAAGGAAGUUGGCGGAGCGGCGGCCGUGUGCUGUGCUGUCUCCGCGCUUUGGAGACUCUGCCUCCAUCUCGGCGUUUGCGUCCCCCGCCUCCCGCCGCGGCAGGCCGUUGACCUGACGAGGGUCCCCUGUGAGCCAGAAGUGACUUGGAGCUUCCCAGUGCUGACAGUAUCAUGGAUCCUCAGGUCAGCAAUGGUUCAGUCCUCCCGAAUGAGCACAUCACAAACAUACUGGUGUUCAGCUUCUUCAAAAACUGCUCCAACUGUAAUUUCCGUGUAGAGUUGGAGGUGUUGGGCGAUGAGCUUCCCGUGCCAGCUUACCUCAAGGAGGAGUGUGACGAUGAGCUACAGACAGAUGGCAACCGGAGCAGCCACCUCCGCUUGGGAAGACCUGAGAUAAGACUUGAGGCAGAUUCUGGAAGUCAAGAGGAAGUCAUCCAGAUCAUCGCUGAGCAUCUCGCCCAAAUAGGAGACGAGAUAGAAAGCAAGGUCCACCCAAGUCUGGUGCAAAACCUGGCAAUGCAGUUUAUGAACAUGAACCUGUCAGAGGCAGAAAGAAGCGAGUGCCUGGGGACUGCCCUGGAACAGGCGAUGCAGACCUGUCUCAUGGACAUGGAGUUAGAAAAGAAAAAGCUGAUGUUGAUCCUGCUGUUGGCCAAAAAGGUGGCCAAUCACAAGCCUUCCUUGCUCCGUGAUAUCUUUCGUACAACUGUGAACUUUAUUAACCAGAACCUAUUCACUUAUUUGAGGAACUUAGCCAGAAAUGAAAUGGACUGAAUGGAUGACUGCAAAAGCGUGACUGGUUAAAACUACUGUGGUGACAGCAGUACAGCUGCCUCCAAUGGAAAUGGAGCCAUGGCUAUUUAAACAAAGUUCUUAGAGAACACAGGCACUAGAUAAUAAUAGAUAAUAGCUAUUUAUUUCUAUUUUAAAGAUGAUUUUUAAGCUGAUGACCCAUUUAGGAAUUUCUACAUUAUUAUACUUGAAAGAAAAUGUUAACUUGCACAUAUUUGAAUGGGUUUCAUACCAUCUCCCAAAUUCAUCUACACACGGUGCCUUUAUCUUGUUUUGGCUGUAUAGGUUCCCACCUGAAAUACAAAUUUAAAAACAGGUUGUAAAGCAGAUGAAAAAAAACACGUUUUUCUGUAAGAAAAAAAAAAAAACCUUUACUAUUUGUUUAUUAAAUU
This is a messenger RNA of Trichechus manatus latirostris (Florida manatee), 1223 nucleotides long. RefSeq names its product BH3 interacting domain death agonist (gene BID). The transcript has 6 exons. The record is from RefSeq and is a predicted model, not a curated record. NCBI's taxonomy places the organism in Eukaryota, Metazoa, Chordata, Mammalia, Sirenia, Trichechidae. Gene Ontology annotation, cellular component: cytoplasm; mitochondrion; cytosol. Gene Ontology annotation, biological process: positive regulation of release of cytochrome c from mitochondria; apoptotic mitochondrial changes; positive regulation of intrinsic apoptotic signaling pathway. Bases 211 to 813 code for a protein of 200 amino acids.